AGAGCACUUGAUGAAGCUACUAGAUAUGCUUUGGAGAGAAAAACCUUUGGGAAACCAAUUGUUGAACACCAAGCAGUGUCUUUCUUGCUUGCGGACAUGGCAAUGAAAGUGGAACUCGCUCGGAUGGCGUACCAGAGAGCUGCGUGGGAGGUUGAUGCUGGUCGCCGGAACACCUACUUUGCUUCCAUUGCGAAGGCAUUUGCUGGUGACGUUGCAAACCAAGUAGCUACAGAUGCGGUACAGAUUUUUGGAGGAAAUGGAUUUAAUACUGAAUAUCCUGUAGAAAAACUAAUGAGAGAUGCUAAAAUCUACCAG
Molecule: messenger RNA, 315 nt
Organism: Pterocles gutturalis (yellow-throated sandgrouse)
Lineage: Eukaryota; Metazoa; Chordata; Aves; Pterocliformes; Pteroclidae
Product: medium-chain specific acyl-CoA dehydrogenase, mitochondrial-like
Exons: 2
Biological process (GO): medium-chain fatty acid catabolic process; fatty acid beta-oxidation
Cellular component (GO): mitochondrion
Molecular function (GO): medium-chain fatty acyl-CoA dehydrogenase activity
Source: RefSeq, a predicted model, not a curated record